This is a messenger RNA of Eimeria mitis, 2073 nucleotides long. RefSeq names its product zinc knuckle domain-containing protein, putative. NCBI's taxonomy places the organism in Eukaryota, Apicomplexa, Conoidasida, Eucoccidiorida, Eimeriidae. The coding region runs from base 1 to 2073 and encodes 690 amino acids. The transcript is spliced from 4 exons. The record is from RefSeq and is a predicted model, not a curated record.
AUGCAAUACGGCCACUGGACUUAUCAGUGCCGCAACCGCCGGGUUUAUCUGCACCGGCCAACGCGCACACAGAUCCUCAAAAACCCUCGUCUUAACCCCAGACAGGUGUUUGCUGAUGAUGCCCCUGAGAUACCAAUGAUAACGGAUGGAGACUGGUAUAGAGAUAGACGGCUCGUGCAGAAGCUGAGAGAAGAAGAAAAAGAAAUUUACAAAGCAGCAAAAAAAGAAGCAAAAAAAAGAAAAAAACGCAGCAGCAGCAGCAGCAGCAGCAGCAGCAGCAGCAGCAGCAGCAGUAGUAGUAGCAGCAGCAGCAGCAGCAGCAGCGACAGCGACAGUGAUAGCAGCAGCAGCGACAGUGAUAGCAGCAGCAGCAGCAGCAGCAGUAGCAGCAGCAGCAGCAGCAGCAGCAGCAGCGACAGUGACAGCAGUACCAGCAGCAGCAGCAGCAGCAGCAGCAGCAGCAGCAGCAGAAGCAGAAGCAGCAAACGUGCGGCCCGCUCAGCUCUACCCAAGGUAAAGAAGCGUGAGUCCUCUCCAGCAGCAGCAGCAGCAGCAGCAGCAGCAGCACCAGCAGCAGCAACAGCAGCAGCAGCAGCAGAAGCAGCAGCAGCAGCAGAAGCAGCAGAGCAGCAGCUGCUGCUGGCAGUGAAGUCAGAGCCCGUAGACCCUGAAGUGCUGCGCCAGCAGCAACUGCUGCAGAAGAGGCAGCAGCAGCAGCAGCAGCAGCAACUGCAGCAGCAGCAGCAGCAGCAGCAGCAGCAGCAGGGACCAUCUAUCAAGCAAGAUCCAGAGACCUACACCCGCAGAAAGCGCCGCGCAAGGCAGAGCAGCAGCAGCAGCAGCAGCAGCAGCAGCAGUGACAGCAGCAGCAGCAGCAGCAGCAGCAGCAGCAGCGACAGUGACAGCGACAGCAGCAGCAGCAAGAAGAAGAAGCAGCAGCAAAAGAUAAAGAAAUUAAAACAGACAGCUGGGGGAGAGCUGCAUGUACACCGCAGCAAAGUCGAGCAGCAGCAGCAGCAGCAGCAGCAACAGCAACAGCAGCAGCAGCUGCUGCAGCAGCAGCAGCAGCAGAGGUAUAGGUAUUCACAUGGAGAGACAGAAGGAGACAGAGAAAGAGAAAGAAGAGACAGAGAAAGAGAUAGAGAUAGAGAUGCAGCAGAUAGAUAUAUAAACAGAGACAGAGAUAGAGAUAGAGACAGAGAGAGAGAAAGAGAUAGAGAGAGAGAUAGAGAUAGAGAUAGAGAGAGAGAUAGAGAGAGAGACAGAGAAAGGAGAGAAGGAGACAGAGAGAGAAGAGAAGGAGACAGAGAGAGAGAAAGGGAAAGAGAAAGAAGAGAAGGAGACAGAGAUACAAUACACAGAGAUAGAGAUAGAGAUAGAGAGAGAGAUAGAGAUAGAGACAGAGAUAGAGAUAGAGAAAGAGAGAGAAGAGAAGGAGACAGAGAGAGAGACAGAGAGAGAGAUAGAGAGAGAGACAGAGACAGAGAGAGAGAGAGAGAAAGAGAGAGAGGCAGAGAGAGAGAAAGAGAAAGAGAAGGAAGAGAAGGAGACAGAGAAAGAGACAGAGAUAUUGAUUUGUAUAGAGAUAGAGAGAUAUAUAGAGAGAGAGAUAGAGAUAGAGAGACAGAUAGAGAAAGAGACAGAGAUAGAGAAAAAGGAGACAGAGAGAGAAGAGGAGGAGACAGAGAAAGAGAGAGAAGAGAAGGAGACAGAGAAAGAGAAUAUAAAGAAAGAGAGAGAUACAGAGACAGAGACAGAGACAGAGAGAGAGAAAAAGAAAGAGACAGAGACAGAGAGAGAGACAGAGACAGAGAGAGAGAAAGAGAAAGAGACAGAGAAAGAGAAAGGGAAGAUAUAAAUGGAGACAGAGAGAAAGGAGACAAAGAAAGAAGAAAAGGAGACAGAGACAGAGAAAAAGAAAAAGGAGACAGAGACAGAGAAAAAGGAGACAGAGAAAGAAGAGAAGGAGACAGAGAAAAAGAAAAAGGAGACAGAGACAGAGAAUAUAAAGAAAGAGAGAGAUACAGAGACAGAGACAGAGACAGAGACAGAGAGAGAGAAAGAGAAAGAUAG